CUACCCUGCUCAGUAUGGCCAGCCGAUGAUGCCAGGGAUGGCUCCGCCUCCCCCUGGUGCAUAAUUCCUGCUGGACCGCCGUUCAUGCAGCAUAUGCCUUACCCACAUAUGCCCCCGAAUGCGAUGUACCCUGGCGCCCAUGGGACAAUGCCUCCUCCACAAGCCUACAUGCAGCAGGCCCCGCCGCCUGGUUACCCAGUCCCGCCUAACGGCGCCGGCCAUCGCCCAUCUAUGCCCCCUACCCCUAUCCCAUCUCACGCUCACCCAUACUACCAGCAAAGCCCACAGCGUACGUAUUCCUAUUAUUUGGUAGACUUCUCGUCCGACUCAAGCCCCCGGACAGUACAACAUGCUGUGCCCUACCCGAUGUUGAUGCCUCCCCCCGGACCCCCUCACUCGUACGACCCCUCGCAGGCUCCGCCUGUGCCCAUGGGCGGCCACGCCUGAGCUCGUGGUCCCAAGCUGGUUUGUGUCGUCUGUCCAUACUGCUGCCUUGGUGUGCACUGCUGCGGAGUAUAUGGAUACGGAGGAGCCUCAGGUGCUCUGUGACGCGAGCGAGGUAUGGCCCUGUGUGUACUAUCGCUGCGGUCCAGUGUUGUCGUCUGGCUGUCAUGUCAUGUUGUUCGCUGCAAUUUGUUGUGAUGCAAUGCAAAACAAUAAAAAAGCACGAGGGGCAUAUGA
Molecule: messenger RNA, 681 nt
Organism: Fomitopsis serialis
Lineage: Eukaryota; Fungi; Basidiomycota; Agaricomycetes; Polyporales; Fomitopsidaceae
Exons: 4
Coding region: 85-447 (120 amino acids)
Source: RefSeq, a predicted model, not a curated record